AUGUGUAUUGAAAUGACAGAUGGGAUGUCACUCGACGGUCCCAAACGAUUUGCAACCGAAGCUCUAUUGAGAGGUAUAACAUAUGGACGAAGAGGAUUGGGCUGUAUAUUCGUAUGGGCUUCUGGUAAUGGAGGAAUAAAAGGAGAUAAUUGCAAUUGCGAUGGAUAUGUGAGCUCUAUAUACACGAUCUCGAUUGGGAGCGCGAGUCAGUCGGGAGCGUUUCCCUGGUAUAGUGAGAGAUGUGCCUCAACACUGGCCGUCACUUAUUCGAGCGGCACGUAUACCGACCAGAAGAUCGCGACAACCGAUUUGCACGACAAGUGCACAAUCGACCACUCGGGCACUUCGGCCGCCGCCCCGUUGGCCGCCGGGAUGAUAGCCCUCGUCCUCGAAGCUAAUCCAAACAUCACGUGGAGAGAUGUCCAGCACCUGAUUGUCUGCACCGCACAAUUCACACCACUUAUCGAAAAUAAAAGUUGGAAGCGAAAUGCAGCCGGACUUAUGUAUAACAGCCGAUUUGGCUUUGGACUUAUGAAAGCCGAUCUAUUAGUGAAGGCGGCUCUCAAAUGGGUUAAU
Medioppia subpectinata is the source of this 576-nucleotide messenger RNA. The record is from the annotation of a GenBank genome assembly. NCBI's taxonomy places the organism in Eukaryota, Metazoa, Arthropoda, Arachnida, Sarcoptiformes, Oppiidae.